AUGCAUCCUUCACAAUUUCCCGACGGAGGGCUUCAAGCCUGGCUCGUCGUUUUGGGAGGCUUCAUUGGCCUCAUUGUUAGUUUCGGAUGGAUUAAUUGUGUCGGUGUAUUCCAAGAAUACUACCAAAGUAACCAGCUCAAGGACUAUUCCUCACAAGAGGUUGCUUGGAUUCCCAGUUUAGAAGCCUUCAUGAUGUUCUUCGGCGGCCUCUGGAUCGGCCGACUAUAUGACAAUUAUGGCCCUACCUACAUCCUGGCGGGUGGAGCAUUCUUCCACGUCUUCGGACUCAUGAUGGCAUCGCUCUCCACAAAAUACUACCAACUGAUUCUGGCCCAAGGAGUCUGCUCACCCUUGGGCUGCUCAAUGAUCUUCUAUCCAUGCAUGUCUGCAACCGCAACCUGGUUCUUCAAGCGCCGAGCUCUGGCACUUGGGCUUGUUGCUAGCGGCUCUUCCAUCGGUGGUGUCAUCCUCCCCAUCAUGGUUCAAAGGCUGAUUCCCCAAAUUGGCUUCGGCUGGACUAUGCGCACCUGCGCUUUCUUGAUCCUCGGACUUAUGGCCAUCACGGUCUUCACAGUCAAGAGCCGUUUUCCGCCCAUGGCUAAGCCGGUCAAGUUACAAGACUUCGUCGAACCCUGGAAAGAGGUGCCAUUUGCUUUACUCUCACUCGGAAGUUUCUUUGCUUUCUUGGGUAUCUUCAUCCCUUUCACGUUCGUCAUCGUCGCCGCCCGCGGUCGCGGCGUUCCAGAAGACCUUGCAAAAUACCUCGUCGCAAUCCUCAAUGCGAGCUCAACCUUUGGACGUACCAUCCCGAACUACUUUGCAGACAAAGUAGGCCGCUUCACCGUCUUUGUUGGCUUUUGCUUCAUCACGACAAUCUUUUUGCUUGGAAUCUGGCUGCCGGUCUCGGGCACCGGCGGCAUAGUCACAUUUACGGUUCUCUUCGGUUUCAGCUCUGGUGCUGUCUUCAGUCUUCUACCUGCCUGUUUGGCACAGAUCAGCGACAUCCAGAAGAUUGGCGUCAGGAACGGAGUUUUGUUUAGCGUCAAUGCUGUGGCGGUCUUGAUCGGCAGCCCGAUCGGAGGAGAGCUGAUCAGCCACGAUCACGGUAAAUUCAGGACCAUGCAAGGCUUCAGCGGUGCUAUGUUGGCUGGUGGCUUCAUUGUUUAUCUGGUGCUUUUUAUUAAGCUUGGAGGAUUGAAAAGGCGUGUCAAGGUGUAA
Molecule: messenger RNA, 1218 nt
Organism: Exophiala aquamarina CBS 119918
Lineage: Eukaryota; Fungi; Ascomycota; Eurotiomycetes; Chaetothyriales; Herpotrichiellaceae
Exons: 4
Coding region: 1-1218 (405 amino acids)
Biological process (GO): transmembrane transport
Cellular component (GO): fungal-type vacuole membrane
Molecular function (GO): transmembrane transporter activity
Source: RefSeq, a predicted model, not a curated record